This is a messenger RNA of Globicephala melas (long-finned pilot whale), 2935 nucleotides long. RefSeq names its product leupaxin (gene LPXN). Gene Ontology annotation, cellular component: cytoplasm; cell-cell junction; focal adhesion. Gene Ontology annotation, biological process: positive regulation of substrate adhesion-dependent cell spreading; cell-cell adhesion; positive regulation of integrin-mediated signaling pathway. Gene Ontology annotation, molecular function: transcription coregulator activity. NCBI's taxonomy places the organism in Eukaryota, Metazoa, Chordata, Mammalia, Artiodactyla, Delphinidae. The record is from RefSeq and is a predicted model, not a curated record.
AGCCAGAGAGAAGUGAUAAGACCGCUAGGGAAGCGGCGUGACAUCUGCCAUGCGAGCCGGCAGGGGGCAGAGCAAGCAGUAUGUCACGUGGAGUGAUCGCUACGGGAGCCGAGAGGGUUGCGUGCGGGUAGAGGGGGGUCUUUCCCACCGCCUGAAAGACUGCGUUACUCACAGGAGUCGCGGACUCUUCUUGCCCUGAGCUGGAGACGGGGGCUUCGCGGCCUGGGACUGCUGCCCUGGGGCGUCGGGAGGCCUGGCGCUGGGGCUGCUCCUCCGCCGGCGGGGAUACUCGGCCUUCCUCCGGCGGGACACAGCGGCGGCGGCGGCCGCAGCGGCCCGGCCCCGGUCCCGACCUCCCCUCAGCACGCGGCUGCUAGUGGUCCCCCCAGGGGCCGCCGCCGCCGCUUCAGGGGGCUGUUGCUGGGGCUCCUCCGGAGCCGCCUUGGCCGCCGCCGCCUCUCCCCCUUCCUGGUCCUGCUGCUCCGGGGGUCUCGGCUCUUCCGUCUCCCCCGGCAUCGGGACUCGUCCGCCCCCCACCCCCUAGUCCCAGGCGGUGGAGGCGGAGGCGGCGGCGGCCGCGGCGCUGCUCCCCCCGCCCCCCGGAGCGACCGGCUCACUCUCACUCGGCGCUCCUCGUUCCCCCCCUCCCCUCCGCCCGGCUCCGAGGGCGCCCCCCCCACCCCCUGCCACUCAAGGCCUUCUACCGCAGGCGGCGCGCGCGCGCCCGCCACAGACGCGCAGCGGACCAAUCGGAGAGGAGGAACGGCUUCUUCGCCCCGCCCCCCAAGGAAAAAAGAUACGGAGCCAGAGGCGGAGAGGAUGCUGGGAGUGUUUGACUGAUGCGCGAUGGGAAAGAUGCCUUGUUGGAGGAACUGGAAUACUCCACCCUCCAGGAGAGUGAUGAAUACUCCAACACAGCUUCUUCUCCCCUGGAUCAGCAUUCCAGAAAGGAGAGUAACCAUGCUGAGAUCUCAAGUGCCCCUUCCAUUCCGGAUGACUCAAGUCCCUUUCCGUGAGGUCCAGGAGCCAAAGGAAUCACCACCACCUCCUAAAACCUCAGCAGCUGUGCAGUUGGAGGAGCUGAUGGCCCACCUGUGUGAAAUGCAGACCCAGGUUACAGUGAAAGCAGAUACAAGCAAGAAACACUUACCAGACAAGCAGGAUCAAAAGGCCUCCCUGGACUCAAUGCUGGGGGGCUUGGAGCAGGAACUGCAGGACCUUGGAAUUGCGACAGUGCCCAAGGGCCAUUGUGUUUCCUGCUGGAAACCGAUUGCUGGAAAGGUGAUCCAUGCUCUAGGGCAAGCAUGGCAUCCGGAGCACUUCGUCUGCGCUCACUGCAAAAAGGAGAUUGGCUCCAGUCCCUUCUUUGAGCGGAGUGGCUUGGCCUACUGCCCCAAGGACUACCACCACCUUUUUUCUCCACGCUGUGCUUACUGUGCUGCUCCCAUCCUGGAUAAAGUGCUGACGGCCAUGAACCAAACCUGGCACCCAGAGCACUUCUUCUGCGCUCACUGUGGAGAGGUGUUUGGUGAAGAAGGCUUUCAUGAGAAGGACAAGAAGCCGUAUUGCAGGAAGGAUUUCUUAGCCAUGUUCUCACCCAAGUGUGGUGGCUGCAACCGCCCAGUGCUGGAAAACUACCUUUCAGCCAUGGACACUGUCUGGCACCCAGAGUGCUUUGUCUGUGGGGACUGCUUUAGCAGUUUUUCUACUGGCUCCUUCUUUGAACUGGAUGGACGUCCCUUCUGUGAACUCCACUACCAUCACCGCCGAGGAACCCUUUGCCACGGGUGUGGGCAGCCCAUCACUGGUCGCUGCAUCAGUGCCAUGGGCUACAAGUUCCAUCCCGAGCACUUUGUAUGUGCUUUCUGCCUGACGCAGCUGUCGAAGGGGAUCUUCAGAGAGCAGAAUGACAAGACCUACUGUCAACCCUGCUUCAAUAAGCUCUUCCCACUAUAAUCUCAGCUAUACCUACACCCUCUUCUGAUUUGCUAUAAAAUUUAAACCAAGAGAGGAAAGAGUACAUUUGUACUUACUGACCUUCUGCUCAAUAGGCUUACAGAGAAAGCAAAGAUGAUGAACAAAUAAGGGAACGUCUAGAUGUUACAUGACUAGGCUUGUGGUAUUAAGUUUUGAUUUAAAGCCUUACUUUUUUUUUUUAUCAGGUACUUGAAUUUAGAUCUGGGACCUGCUGUCUAGUGCCUCUGCAGAUGUAUUUUCCACAGGCACACAUUCAUUCCACACUGGUAUACUCACAUUUCUCCAUUUUCACCCCUAUGAUGACUCUACUCAGAUAUUCUCUUUUCUGGCCCUCGUAACUGGGUCUUUUAAGCUGCCCGCAUUUCCCUGUGACUCACUUUCUCACAGUCACUGCUGCAGACUUUAUUCUUGCUAUUGGGAAUCAUGAUAUCACUCUUAAGCUCCUUGCAUUUCCUUUCAGUGUAUUUCUUUUUCAAGAGAAAGUAGAUUUUUAACUGGACAACUUUGAAUACUGACAUCAUUGAUAAAUAAAGUAGCUUGUGGUUUUAAUGACUCAAUGUCAUAUUACUUUGGUAAAUAAACUUUCUGCUUCCCAUGUUAUAAACUAGGCACAAUGUGCAAUUAAAUUUGUAUCAUACCUCUUGUUUACUUCCAUACAAUGGACACUUCGUUUAAAUCAAAAGAAAUUAAAAGGGGGGACUCCUAGUCACUAACUUUUCUCUUAAUUUGGGCUCAUAACAUUCACUUUAUUUUAUUUUUUGCACUUUGGUGAUUGAUUAAAAGAUGGCAAAGCUUCUUAAAAGUUUUUCAUCACUUUGUUUACCUAUGGAAAAAGUGAUUUCCACUAGGCAAUUCCAAAUUCAUAUUUGCAUAUGUAUGCAUAUCUCCAAACUCAUAAAUUUGUAUCUAUUUGUCCAAUUUUCUUGUAUAUCAAUUAUAUCUCAAUAAAGCUGUUUGA